AUGCCCGUAUAUCCUUCGGAUAAGGCAGCGGUUGAACAUGUUUCGGUUGUUGAUCUCAACGAUACCACACCAAACCCUCGCCGGUUUGCACUGGCGCGGAUACGAGGAGAGGUGCAGCUUGUGGAAGGCUCGGCAGCGUCCGCUCUGGCAGUUGUGGACGUCGACAUCUUCCGGCACGAGUUCAUCUCGAUAUUCCGCUACUCGCACAGCACCUCGCUUCACCCCUCCGACAUACACAUCAUCGAACCUAUUGCCCCAGAACACGUCCUCUACGAAGAGGAGAACGGAACAGCAUUUUUAGCAAAGAACGUUAUGGAGCGGUUAAGAAGUGCAACCGAACGGCACAGGCCCAUGCCACCACGUCGCCCGAGCAACUUCAGGCGGCCAAAAUACCUACAAUGA
Molecule: messenger RNA, 402 nt
Organism: Gloeophyllum trabeum ATCC 11539
Lineage: Eukaryota; Fungi; Basidiomycota; Agaricomycetes; Gloeophyllales; Gloeophyllaceae
Exons: 2
Coding region: 1-402 (133 amino acids)
Source: RefSeq, a predicted model, not a curated record